CCACGUCUUAGAACGCCGUAUGUUUCGAUAAAUUCGGUUUAAAAAAAAUGAAACAGCUGCUUUUCUAUCAUAUGCCUUUUGUUUCUAUCGAGAAAACAACCUCUCAACUUAAUGAACAAAUUAGUACCGCGAGAGGGGCAAGAGGCAGGGAGCUACAUUUUAUUCAAGUAAAAAGACUUCUAAACUACAUAGAGCAAGGUGACUCGAGUUUGUAAAUUCAACAUUCCGAGUUUACAUUUGGCUGUGUGGACUGUCAUUUGCCCUGAGGAGUUCCGUACAUUGUGGCUUUAACAUCUACACCUCGACGCGUGAUAAUUCUUCGGGGUUUUCCUGUUUGGAUAAAAACACUGCUUUCGGGAUUUUAUCCGUCGCUUAUCAGAGCGCCUUGUUCGCUAUGAAUGAUUCGGAGGCUGUUAAAACAAGCGAUCAUGCCUUACUGGAUUUUGUCAGCUUGGCCACAAGCAACAUUAAGCUCGCUCUAGGACGGCCCGUGAAGCCAAAGAGAAAGGUGAACCACCGAAAAUAUCUGCAAAGACAGCUUUGUGGCAAGGCCUCUCGCACUCUAUCACCCAUGGUUAACCCGAUAGAGUUCGUCAACUUUACGAAACCGGAAGACGAGGAUCGACAACGCGCAAUACAAAGUGACGGGAAAAUGCAACGAGUUUGCUCAGCCGCCAGUGACGUUCCUAAGCGAAGCUAUGCAAAACGCGACCAAGUGAAAGUCUUUUUGCAGAAACCUAAAGCACAGGGGAGCGCUUCGGCGAUUGCCGAUGUCAAGAAAUUCCCUGCUGCCGACUGCAAUGCCGACACACCUUCGCCGUUCAAAAAGCGAAAACGCGGGGGCAGUGCCGACACGAAUAAGAACUCGCGUGUGAACGCUAGCUUUAACCGUCAAAGUCAUUUUCAUCAUGGCAUGAAUACUGAUCUUCACCAGAGAGGAGAAGCGGAGAUUUUCGAAUGGUUUGGACCCGAGUUUGAUGAUCUACUAGAGCGAUGGUCGGAAGUAUCCGAGAGCACGUCGACUGAUUCGAUCAAAAGCGGUCCGUUGUCCGAUACCUCAUCCGCCGCAGACCCCUAUUCGCCUAACUCUAUAUCAGAUAACUCUGAGAAUGGCACGGCAUUCGAGGACGCGUUUUACGAACAAUUGAUGCGAUUUUCAGCUUCUAUGGCGCCCCAGAGAAACGCGAGCUGUUCCGACCACAAACAUGCGCCCAGGAACAUUGGCUCGCCUCAAGUAGCGCAAGCAUAUCAUGGACCGGAGCAUUUCUUACCAGGCUACUCAAAUUAUAAUCAGUUCUUUGCGAAUUCAGACGGAAUAGUACCGCAGUUAAAUAUAGAUUAUUCCGCGUUGUCAUAGGAAAUAUAUUUUAAAUGACAAAAGCGAGAGUGAAGUGUUUUAAAUACGUGUUAUAGCCUGUUAGAUUUUAAUAUUCCAUGUGCAGCCUACAGUGCUGUAAUUGUAAAUCACUUCGUGCGAAGUAGAAUUAUAUCAGCGAAGUCGACAAAAUUAUUCUCGAUUGCACUAAUAAGAAUUGCUAUUUAUAGCGAAAAUUGGGUGUUUAAAGAUGUGAGAAAAGACUGGAAAAUAUAAAUUAUAUUCUAACAUUGAAAUACAUUCGUUAUGUAAAACCGAAUGAUAGUAGUCAAAGAACUCCAUAAAAUGUGUAUAUAGUUCCAUUUUUUUUUUUUUGCAAUUACGAACUGUCAUUUCUAUCUAAGCUCUUUACGAAUUGUAAUUCCGCUUUCGCGCCAAAGAAAGUUGACGGAAGCAUUAACUACAAAUUAUGAUUUGAAUUACCAAAGAAAACAGUAUGAAAAAGCUGUUAUUAUGGCUUUUAAUAUGGGCCCUUGGAACGCACCGCGCUUAAUAAAUCAUACCAAAAACAUGUUAACACCACAGAAAAUAUCAUAUGUAUCUAAAAAAUACCGUAAUAAACUUUCUAUGUUAUUGUA
This is a messenger RNA of Nematostella vectensis (starlet sea anemone), 1953 nucleotides long. RefSeq lists its product as uncharacterized. Lineage: Eukaryota; Metazoa; Cnidaria; Anthozoa; Actiniaria; Edwardsiidae. The record is from RefSeq and is a predicted model, not a curated record. The transcript has a single exon. Bases 395 to 1357 code for a protein of 320 amino acids.